GUUUUGCUCCUCACCCCCCCUUCCAUUGGCUGUCUAAAAAUACAUAUGCAUGUAACCGUACCUAUAGCUCUGUGUGCGUGUUGUGUGGCUAAUGGCAACGGAGAGGGUCCCCCCCCUUUUAGCGUGGCUUGCUUGUGUUUUGUUUUUUUACUUGGGGUUUUGGACCGAAGAAGUACCGAAGCGAGGGGCAAGAGAGUAAGAGCAGCGUGUGUACCUCUUGACAAGUGGCUCGGCGUCGUCGAGCGGGCAGGGAGCCUGGCAUGUGCAGAACACAGCAGUUCUAGAGUAGUAAUUUCCAGGGAGAGGGAGACGAGUCCGCUGCUGUAUGUGCUGUGCAAGAUAUACAGUGAAGCAGUACAGUCUGGUGUUAGAUAAAAUUGCUGCUGUCCAUGCGGGUUCAGAUUUUGGGUUAAACGCAUCUAACACAACAAUUCUGAUGACUGGCAGGAAAGUCGUGCAUGUGGGGAAAACAAAACCUCUUAUAGGAGACAGCUUGUCUCGCUUUUCUGACUAGCAGAGUAUGAGAAUAAUAUUACCAUGGCAGGGGAAUCAGGGCUGAGGGUAUUUGUUGGAGAGCAAUGUGUUAAAUUGGUUGCAUGAAACACUCUUGAUUCUAACACAGAAGUACUCUUUAGAAAAUGGACAACGCGGCAACAUGUACGUUGCAACAUAAAUAGAAUGGGGAAAACUUCUAUCACAGAAGUACGCUAGGCUUCCGCUGCAAUCUUGUAUGCCCUUGGAAUUAACGUGGCUUACUUUUGAGUAGACACCGAUAGGGUUGCGGUGGAAACCUCUGUUUACAUUUUUAGCAUACGUGAUGGCAGUGUGGAAGCCAAAUACAAACAUUGGCAGAAGUUAUUUUCUCUCUAUCUGAGAAAAUGAAGAGAGUGUACACAUGACUAGGCAUGGGAACUUGAGAAACCACAGGAUAUCCUUCGUUUGUCCCCAUCAACACUAUGAUGAGCAAAGCUUUCAUUGCAUUCUGUGCUUGGCGAUGGGUGGGUCAACAGCUGCUCCUAGCAGAGGAAAGGUUUGACAGCUGGCUUUCUUCCAGUUUAAAACUCCCUCCCAACUACCUCUCCUACUACUCUGGGAACUACUCAGAUGACACCAUAAGUUGGCGGCCAGUGGAUCUCUCCAGAUUAACCACAAAAUACCAGCAUGACCAAGCAGACAAGAGGAUUUGCACUUUUCUUACCCACACGAAAAGCUGCAGCAUCGAGCGAGUCUUGUGGAAAACAGAGAGAUUCCAGAAAUGGCUAAAAACAAAACGCCUCACCCCUAACCUGGUCCAGGGUCUGAGUACACCGAUGCUUCGCUGCCCUUCACAACGGCUGCUGGACCGAAUAGUGCGGCGAUAUGCUGAAGUGGCAGAUGCUGGUAGUGUCUACAUGGACCAUUUCACCGACCGGGAUAAAUUGCGCCUCCUCUACACACUCUCAGUUAAUGCGCAUCCCAUCAUGUUACAGAUUUUCCCUGGAGCAGAAGGGUGGCCAUUUCCAAAAUACUUGGGGUCCUGUGGCCGGCUGAUAGUCACUACCAGCACCAGACCUUUGAAGGAAUUCUAUGGCUCGUCUUCUGAUGUGGCAGCAGACCUAGCUCUUCAGCUCCUUGCUAUCAUCAAUUCCAUGAGGAACAAUGACCUGAACUAUUUAUUCUACUUUACCCAUGUCGAUGCUGGCACAUUUGGCGCUUUCAACAAUGGACAUCUGUUUAUUCGGGAUGCCAGCACACUGGGAGUCAUUGACAAGCAGGAAGGCAAGCAGCUGAUGGAUGGACAACAGGAACAUAAGGACAUAUUCAGCUGCCUGGUUACAGACUGCCAGUCUGAGCUUCCCUCCUGUAAUUCCAUCAAGGAUACACGAAGCCUCAUCAUGGUUUGUGAGGAACUUUUGCCUAAACUCUUAAAGGAAAAAUUUCUGCCUCCUGUCCAGGAGAAGAUUGACAGAGCUCUGAGCAGAUGUGCAGACAGCUUUCUAACUGACCAAGAAGUCAUCAGGGCAGCUCAAGCGCUGGAAGAGAUUUUGAAACCUCUGCAGACUUGUGAUCCUCGUUUUGCCUACCGCUAUCCUGAUUGCAAAUACAGAGAUAAACCCUAAAAGGAAAGCUUGCUGCCAUCUACCUACUACUGCUACCUUUGAAGUCAAAAGAAUAGAAUCAUCCAGGAAACACUGAUUUUGCCACCAUUAGACAUUCACUUUGUAAACAUUCCAUGAUAGAACUCAGUGGUCCUGUUGGGGUGGCUCUUCAAAGGUUCACAGCACCUCUAUGAGCUCCUUGUUAUUGACCACCACAUUCUAACUUCUCACAUUUACCUUGCUUUUACAAAUGCCUUCAGCAAGAUCAAUGCAAAUCUUACAAGCUUGUUGUUUAAGAGCAUGCUAAAGAUGAACCAAGCCGUUGUUACAAUGGUGACUUUCUUUCUAGGAAGCUGCUCUCUAUGGCUGCACAGACUUUGCUGACUACUUGUAGGUGAUAGAAUCAAUUGUCCCUUUCAGGACAACAUAGACAUCCCUGUCCUGUUCCCUCUCCAUGGUAGCUCCAUCUUUCCAACUGCAAGCUUUCUACUCCUCAUUCCCUUUCCUUCUGGGCUGAGUCAGGGAAGGCAGGGAGAGUAUAAGUUGCCAGGGGCACACAUGGCCCCACUAGCAAACUGCCUGUGCUUUACCUUCAUCCAUCAUAUGUGCUUGAAAUCUUGCCUUUCUUUAUUCUAUCUUCAUACUCAGAGCCAUUUUUUUUGUUCCUAUGACAAAUGAGCCAGGAUUCUGUGGAGAGACACAGAACAUUGACUGAAGGUGUUGCCCACUCACAGCAGGAGUGGGAAGGAACUUUUGCUGACACCUCUGCUCUUCUAGAAAGAUAGAUGAAGACCACAACCACUGUAAUGGAUUACUAUUGAUUUAAUGUGAGAUGGGAUCAUAACAAGAGGUACUUGCCCAGAUGGGGAAGAUGGAGAUAGGGUGAAGGGCUUGAAAAAUGAGAGUCACUUGGCAAUGGAAGAUGGUGAAUGCAUAAAGGCAUUAUUCAAGAUGAUGGUUUAAUGUGUGAAGGAGUGGUCCAAGUAUAUGGAGCAAUACAGAAGAAGUUAUAGGGUAUGAGGAAGAAAUAAAGGGAGUUGGAAAACAAAUGCAUUAUCUGUCCUUUUAUAAUAUGGGCUGGGAGCUGAGCUUGCUACCCCUCUUUAAAAGGGUCAUCACUGUCUGAUGCUGAAAAGCAUCUGGCAGGAAGUGGUGGACUGUGGCAUGGUGAGGACAGGCUACUGAGGGCCCUUUCCAAGCCCCUGGAGUCCUCAGCCAGCAUCUGAUCUGGCCAACUGCUGAAAGCAAGUCUGACAUCAGGGAUGGGGAACCUGUGAUUCUCUGGAAAUUGUUGGAGUUUGCCUUGAAAGAUAUUUUGAAAAUUCAACUAGUGCAGAAUAUUGUAGUCAGAAUGCUGAGGGGUGCCAGUAAAUUUGGUUCCAUUACAACCGGAUUUAUGCAAACUGCACUGGUUG
Messenger RNA from Podarcis raffonei (Aeolian wall lizard), 3493 nucleotides. It is a transcript of the gene DIPK2B, whose product is annotated as divergent protein kinase domain 2B. The record is from RefSeq and is a predicted model, not a curated record. NCBI's taxonomy places the organism in Eukaryota, Metazoa, Chordata, Lepidosauria, Squamata, Lacertidae. The coding region runs from base 957 to 2099 and encodes 380 amino acids. The transcript is spliced from 7 exons.